AUGCUUAUCGUCGUUGGUGUAAAUGAGAAGGGCAAUUAUCUAAAUGUGAUGUUAAUGGUGACAUCAUGUGCCACUGGAGGCAUUCUUCAGUAUGGCUACAACCUUGUCAUAAUGAAUGCACCCACCAUAUUUAUUCAGAACUUUGUGAACGAGACAUUUCGGGAGCGCUGGGACGUUCAGCUGGAGGACUACCAGGUCACCCUGGUCUGGACUUGCAUCGUGUCCAUCUACUCCCUGGGGGGGCUGGCCGGAGCUCUUAUAGCUGGACCCAUGAGCAUAACCUUUGGAAGGAAGAAGACUAUGCUGUUGAACAAUAUCUUCUUGAUGCUGAGUUCACUCCUAGCAUUGACCAGCAGAGCUGCCAAGUCUUUUGAGAUGAUCAUCAUCUCCAGGGUCCUGGUUGGAAUCAAUGCUGGGAUCAGUAUGAAUGUGCAACCCAUGUAUUUUGGAGAGAGUGCUCCCAAGCACCUGCGAGGGGCUGCUUCCCUGUUGUCAGCCAUCUUCACAUCGUUUGGAGUGGUGUUAGGACAGGUUGUGGGUACAGGUUGUGGGACAGGUUGUGGGCCUCAGGUAGGCAACAGACAACACAACGACGAACAAAAGGAGGCCUGUAUCAAUGCCCUGCGGCGUCUGCGUGGCUGUGAGGUCCAGCGGUCAGAGUUGGAUGAGAUCCUCCAUGAGCAGGCUGAGGCUAAAGGCCUGAGGCCCAGCAGACCCUGGGAGCUGUUGGCUGACCGUAACGUCCGCUGGCAGGUGAUCUCCAUCAUCACCAUCAGCAGCGCCAUGCAACUCUGUGGCAACGACUCAAUCUACUUCUAUGCAUACUAUGUGUUUAAAGAGGCCGGGAUCUCUCCAGAUAUGAUCCAGUAUAUUACAUUGCACACAGGUGUAUGUGAAUUCACAGCCUGUAUAAUAUGUAGUGAGCUGGGUGAGUUCUGCUUCAUCCCGUUCACUGCUGUCUGUUUCCUGUCUGCUCUGUACGUGGGCCUGGUUCUGCCUGAGACCAAAGGAAAGACCUUGUCAGCUAUCGCCAGCGAGUUCCACAAGCUCAACUACAGGGGCCAGGACAAGCAGGGUCUACCUGCCCCUCAGGGAGAGGUCUGCCACUCCACUGCCCUGUAGGCCCACUGCUCUCUCACCCACGAACUACGACCUCUACACUGGACCACAGCACUAUUUAAGGUGUAUUAAUUAACUUUAAUUUAGCUUGAGAUCCCGUUGAGGUCAGAAUACCUGUUUUCCCACAGGAAACAUGAUUUUCCAUACUCUUGGUUUUGGGAAAAGCAGACAGAGGUGUAUUUGCUUUAAUUCAAAAUGAAAUUUAGGGUUGGGUUA
Messenger RNA from Coregonus clupeaformis (lake whitefish), 1335 nucleotides. RefSeq names its product solute carrier family 2, facilitated glucose transporter member 11-like. Gene Ontology annotation, biological process: monosaccharide transmembrane transport. Gene Ontology annotation, molecular function: hexose transmembrane transporter activity. NCBI's taxonomy places the organism in Eukaryota, Metazoa, Chordata, Actinopteri, Salmoniformes, Salmonidae. The record is from RefSeq and is a predicted model, not a curated record. Gene Ontology annotation, cellular component: membrane. The transcript is spliced from 13 exons. Bases 1 to 1122 code for a protein of 373 amino acids.